This is a messenger RNA of Monomorium pharaonis (pharaoh ant), 4640 nucleotides long. Its product is annotated as TBC1 domain family member 25. Gene Ontology annotation, cellular component: autophagosome. Gene Ontology annotation, molecular function: GTPase activator activity. Lineage: Eukaryota; Metazoa; Arthropoda; Insecta; Hymenoptera; Formicidae. The record is from RefSeq and is a predicted model, not a curated record. The transcript is spliced from 10 exons. The coding region runs from base 1096 to 3756 and encodes 886 amino acids. Gene Ontology annotation, biological process: regulation of autophagosome maturation; activation of GTPase activity.
AAACAGACCUAAAAAGAACAGGCCAAAUAUGUCAAGGAAAUAACAGUAUAAACUAUAAACCGAACGCAAUGUGUUCCAUGAACAAGUUUAAAUUUGUUUCAAAAUUUCCAGAUUUCAUGAAAUUCCCUUAUUUCAUGAAAUAAAAUAAAUCUAUAGAAUAAAUUGAUACUUUUACAGAGCGGGGCGACGAAAGGCGACACGUCAUUCCUGUUCAUUUGGCAAUCCAUGACCUCAAACUCAAAAAUCGAACACCAUUGAAACAUCCCAAUUACGUUCAGCUAGUGCGCGCGUGCGUGCUACUGGUACGAUUAAUGUGAUUGACGUUUAAUAACCUUGUCACCGAGUCGUUACGUUACGUCGACGUUACGAUAACAGCGGUGACGACGACGUCGACGUCGAGCGACGUCGAGCAACGUCGGGCAUUGAUAACGGCCACUGACAGCAGUUUGAUACCUAUCGUCGAUAUUGAUCAACACUAUUGAUAUUCGCCGACUACCUAGAGCAUCCGAAUCGUCCUGCAACCGCGUACUCUCGCCAGACACAUGGCCAUCGCAAACAUAUAAUUAAGAAAAUUAGAAAGCGAGCAUGUCUCGAGAAGCUGACAGUGAAAAAUGCCUUCUGCACUCCAAAUUACACACCAUGGAUUGAGCAAGCAUACAUAUACAUACGGCUUCUUUCAGUGAUUAUUCAUUAUCCAAAUAUUGUGCAGAUUUGGUUAAUCGAGGACGACACAAAUCAGACGAAAGUUUUUAAAAAUAAAUGAAAUUUUCAAUUAUGAUGCCGAUGCGUCAAAACAGAUGUCUCCCUAGGAUGUUAGAGAAUUAAAUUUAUUGCUUGAGCUUGUUAUAAGGAUUGCAAGGAUUGCAAUAGAUUCAUUUAUAUCAUAAGAAAAAAUUUAUUUUAAUAUAGUUGAUUGUUUAUUCAAUAUUACUGUUGCGUGUGUAAUCAAGAAUAAAGUGAUAAGAUUAAAAACUGUUAAUAUGUAUAAAUUAUUGAUAUACAAAGGAUUGACAACACGUAAGGAACAUGAUAUUUGAACACUCAUUCUGAAAUAUACUUAUUUAAAAAAGGAUUAAUAUAAAAUACAGUGGCAAUAUGUUUGGUUGUCCUAGAGAAGCCGUACGUGUCAAAGUCAAGGUAGGUAUGAAAUGCGAAACUAGACAUCAACCUGAAUAUCGCAAGUUUAGUGUGGAUCCUCAAAUAACAUCAAUAGAAGUUCUGCAAAGUAUUCUUAUAAAGGCUUUUGACAUAAAAGGAGAAUUCACCGUUUCAUAUCGAGCGAUCGAUGACUAUGGGUCGGAGACGUAUCUUUUCUUACUCUCGGACUGGGACUUGGAUGCCGCGUUUAUCAGCGCAUCGGAACCAUAUCUUUACCUGCAGGUGAACUUGAAACCUUUUGGUGAAACUGGAGAUUGUGAGUGCUACUGGGAACAAAAUGCACAAGAAGUUUUGACACGUCAGCAGGAGACUGGAUUUCCUUACAGGACACCUAAGUUGCCUGGGCUCAUAAUGAACAAAAUGGAAAGGACGCUGAAUAUGGUACAACGUGCAUUGGGCAACUUAGGCGACGAGUCAUCUCAUCAGCAAAAUGUUCAGCCUCCAAGACCACCUCUGACGGACGCUGAAUUUCGUCGAUUUCUGGAUCCGAUUGGCCAAGUGAUACAUUCCAAAGAAUUGAGAGCAGUUAUUUACUUUGGUGGAAUCGAACCUAGUUUGCGCAAGGUCGUCUGGAAACAUAUCUUGAACGUGUAUCCAGAAGGAAUGUCGGGUCGUGAACGGAUGGACUACAUGAAGAAAAAGGCGCAAGAAUAUCAGAAUCUUCGCGAACGAUGGCGAGUGCUAGUGCAGAAAGGACAAAACAUCGGUGAUCUCGGCUAUGUCACUAGUAUGGUGAGGAAGGAUGUACUCAGAACGGAUAGGCACCAUAAGUUUUAUGGUGGUUCGGACGACAAUCAGAACACAGCGAGUCUCUUCAACAUUUUGACAACGUAUGCCUUAAAUCAUCCGAGUGUAAGUUACUGCCAAGGCAUGAGCGAUUUGGCCUCGCCGCUUCUUGUUACUAUGCGGGAUGAAGCGCAAGCCUACAUUUGUCUCUGCGCUCUCAUGAGAAGAUUGAAGGACAAUUUUAUGCUUGAUGGAAUCGCCAUGACUACCAAAUUCGCUCAUCUCGCAGAAGGUCUUCAACACUAUGAUCCCGAUUUCUAUGCGUAUUUAAAGUUGCAUCAAGCGGACGAUCUGCUCUUUUGUUACCGUUGGCUAUUGCUAGAAAUGAAACGUGAAUUUGCGCUGGACGAUGCGCUUAGGAUGCUCGAGGUGCUGUGGGCGGCUCUACCAGCAUCACCGCCAACCGGCGAACUGAGUCUUGCCGAGGUGCCUUUUCCGCCAGCGUCACCGCCACCAAGUCCGAACGUGAAGCAUAUUCGCGAGAACGCAUAUACCAAGGUCUGUGCUAUUAGACGACAAAGUUCCUCAGCCAGUAUUGCCGCUAGCGUGAGGCGGAAAGCCUUUAGUACUGAGGAACCGACUCUGCAAUCGUCUACUGAAGUUAAUGGAGAAACGAAAAAAUUUAAUUCAUCAUAUGAAGCCUUUUCUGAUUCAGAGAAUGAUUUGACUACCAUGAAGAAUAGAAGGAAUAAUGAAUCAACAGAAAAGUGCCUAAGUACAGAUUCUCUUCCUGUUAAAUCGAAACGUACAAAUCUUCUGGAAUUGAAAGAAAGAUUGUCUUCCCCUAAUAAAGAACAAAUUAAAAACAGUGACCAAAACGACAGCUCUGGUGAAAAGAAAUGUGCACGAGUGGUAAAGAAUUUGAACGAGUUCUUAAAUUUUACUAGUCUUAAUCGCAGUAAAAUCACGCCAAGCGAUGCCGAACCUGAACUUAGACGUGUCUCGAGCGAAAGCGGCGUUAUUAGAGUGUUAAGAGACGAACCAAGUUCGCCGGACGAUCCCACGGAUUUCUUCCCGAUGACCACGUCAAUGACUAGAGAGUUAAGACUGGAAUUGGAAUCGCUGGAUCGACAAGUGUUUGGACCUUCACCGCCUAGUGAAUUACAAUGUGAUUGCGUGCUCUCAAAAAGAGAAAAUGAUUUAGUAGAGAGCGAGACGGAGACAGAAUUGGCAAGGUGCAGUCCAGCGGCAGACGUAUUUGUAUGGGAAAAUCCUUUACACAUGUUACAACAAAAGCAUCAUCCUACGACUCCGGAUGAGCAAGCGGAACUGGAGUAUGAUGGUGAAAUUUUGGAAGAUCAAAAUGGCGUGAAAUCCGUUACGCCAAUCAGGUUGCUCAAACGCACUACUAGAUCUGAGUCAGCGUCAGAUAGCGAAGAAACUGAAAGUUGGCAUCAGAAUACUCCUGUACCAGAGAGUCCGACGAAGCAGCAGCAGCAACAACAAUCUGUACAGGAGCAAUGUGAGGAAGCGACAGAGCUGAUUAAUCUCAUACCUGCAGGUACGAGCGAGGACCAACUAGGAGAAAACUCAUUGCCACCACCUCACGAUUUUGGUGGCGGUAAUCCCUUUCUAAUGUUCCUAUGUAUCACUCUUUUGCUGCAACAUCGAGACUUUGUUAUGCGCAAUCAAAUGGAUUAUAACGAAAUGGCAAUGCAUUUUGACAAGAUGGUUCGUCGUCACAAUGUGAUCCGUGUGCUUAAUCAGGCACGACAACUGUUUGCCGGCUAUCUCAGAAGACAUUCCGUCGCAUCGUCAUCCUCCUCGAUCGGCUCAACUUCCGCUAGCAAGCCAGACUGCGUAAACGUGUAACUUUCUCGGUCAAUUUUGAAAAACAUUAAAUCAUAAUUAAGCGACUUGUGACUUUAGAAAUUACUCUAUUUAGCCGGCGUUUAUUUGAAAUAAACAGGAUUCGAACAUAUCAUGAAAAUUAUGUCGCCGGCUAAAAUUCGGACGAUUUAAGAAGACUUGAAAUAAUUUGAUUACGGUAUUCUUCCGUUCAUAAUGUUUCAUGGAACAUUUAUGACACUCGAUGUCGAUCACCCGCAGUCGUAUUGUGUGAACGGCGUCUCUGAUUAACUAUUCUUUCCUUUAUUUUCUUUUUCCUUUUAAUAGACAUGUAUAGGUAGGAAAUCUAUCAAGUAAUUGAAUUAAAGGUCAUCCAUUGUAGGUAUUGAAAAUAUCCAAAUACAAACGGGACAACGAACAAGCGACUAAUAUGUAAUGCAAAAGCAAUAAAAUGCAACAUGUUUACAAUUAUAUUGAAAUUAUACAGUUUCUUUUUUCAGUUUUUCAAUAUAAGACAAAUGAAGAAGAAAAAAACGAUUGAUCAGAGACAGCAUAUCGACAAACAGCCUAGGCUUAUUACUUAUUAGCAAUUAGGAUGAAUGGAUUCGAUUGGGAGAGCACGGGAUACAACGAUUGAAAAUGCUUAACGUUUUGCUUAUGCACGUUACUAUUCCAUCAUGAUAAUUGCACCUUAUCAUCCAUACACCUCGACGAACUCUGUUUCGCUGUACCUCGAGUUAGAAUGGAUUCCUUAGCUUAACGCAGUCGGGUGACGACUUCGAAUGCGUCGUUCUCGAAUGUGUUAAAUUUGUAAAAUACAUCUAUAUUCUAAUAGCUAUGUCUUACUUUGUUCUCAAACAGUAUGUUUGAGAAACGACAAUAAAGUGCAUUUAAUUUUAUCGCUGAUA